GGGAGGGCCCUACAACAACGCCUACAACAACAACAGAAAGUGAGAGUGGUAUCAUGUCGUCGAGUCGAACAAAGAAAUCGUCCAAGAUCAGGUCCACGGGCGACAUGAGCGGGAAGACCCCCGGUAGGAAGACCCAGGCGGCUCGGUGCGGAUUCUGUAACCUCGGGUAUGAAGUGGAGAGAACCUGCGACACGCUGUACGUGGCAGACGAUGUGGCCGCUCACUUCUUGUGCAUGCUGUACUCCAGUGGACUGGUCCAGGAGGAUGGGGACUCCUCCCGCUUCGAGGAUUUCGGGAUGUUCGACCCAGAAGAUGUGAAGAAAGAAAUAAAGCGUGGAUUACAUUUGAGCUGCAGUGUCUGUCACAAGAAGGGAGCCACCAUAGGCUGUGACAGAGAGGAGUGUACCAAGACCUGCCACUACAAGUGUGGCAUGGACCAUGAUUACGUGUUCGAAGAAAAUCCUGAUGAAGGACAGUUCCUGAUGUACUGUCCGAGACACAAGGACUUGACAAGCGAUGCGGAUGAUGAUGAUGAAAAUUGGAACUCUUCCGAGGAAGAUGAAAGGGAUGAAGAGCAAGAUUCAGAUGACGAGAACACAGACCCAAGUUGGGAUGCCUCUCCUUCCAAGAAGGCCACCCCUAAGAGACAGUCUGUAAGAAAGAAGGGACGUCCGCCUAAGAAAAGAGGACAAAAGAACGAAGGGAGUAGUCCUCGAAGAAGUAAACGUGCACGCACCACAGUAAGAUACAGGGAAGAAGAUGAAGAUUCUGUCUCUGAUGAAGAAGGGCGCAUACCAGUGAUACGCAAGGUAUCACCCAAGAAGGAGAUCAAAAAGAGAGCCCAAGACGAAGAGGAGGAAGAACAGGAUCCUGAGAAGGAAGCGAGUGAACCAGAAGACCAACCAGACGGAGAUGCACAAGAUGAUGCAGAAGAUGAUGAGGAAGAGGAGGAGAGUGGAGAUGAAAAGAUGGAGAAGAAAGAUAGAGCACAGAAGACAGAUGUCUGGGACCACAGUAGGAAGGCUGGGACGCUGGGUGCCGUCUGCAGCAGGGUGAAACAGGCCAUGCAGUCAGCUCUCAACAACAUCCAGGAUGACACAGCCUCGGAAAUGGAGUAUGCAGCAGUCACUAGCUUCAUGGAAAUUACCGGUCUAAUGGAGGAGAUUCAAAAGGAGGAACAGGGUAGUGGAGAGAAGAACAAUGGACAGACUAAGAAAGAACAACCAGAAGAAACAAAGAGUCAAGACGUCCCACCGAAGAAAGCUUCUCGGUUCCAUUCUCCAAGGAAAGGGGUGAAGAAGUAGUGUUGGAAGUUGAUCGUGGCUUGAUUCUGUGAAUCUUCAGUGCAAGGAAAAGAGGACCUAAAAAAAAUAGAUCUUAACUACAGUAUGUCUAUCUUAGGUGAAGUCAAAUCAAGUAAAAAUUAGCCAUUUCCGUGCAUGAAGUAGACAUUUGAACACAAUUUUGGAAACGUAAUAAUUCUUGUUAAGUUCUCAUUUUGUCUUAUAAAGUAGAAGUGUAAUGUUGUAGGUCUUUGUUAAGUUUUAGUAACGUAGCUGAAUAGGUAAUUUGGUGUAACUUGCCAUGCACUAUAUUAUGAUAAUGAAACAAAGCAGCACAUCAGCACAAGGUACUGUGUGACUGUGUCUGCAUGAAAUUUAGAUCGUAAGCUGUGCAUAGGCAAAUCUACAAAUCUUAUCAUUCAAGAUUGUGUUUGCAUAGUUAAGGAUGAUAUCCCUUCUAUAGUUUUCAAAUGUUGUGUAGGAAAAUAUAUCUUAUGCAGUGGACAAAAUUCUGAUGCAACAUUGGCCAAACACUCAACAGAAACCAUGGUGUAAUGCAGAAGCAGUAUGUUUGGCCAGUGUUCUAAACAAAGCCAUGUAGCAGUGUUCAAUGCAGUCUAUACAAUUGUAGCUCAUUUGAAUUCUGUGCCUUGUAAUGUGCCAGUGAAUGCAGUGUAGCUUUCAUUUAGUGAAGUGACUUCUUAAAAAUAAUUUGGCUAGCCAAGGGAGACUUCUUGAAAAUAAUUUGGCUAGCCAAGGGAGACUUGUUAAAAAUGAUUUGGCUUGCCUAGGAGACUUUAUCAAGUGUCAGUAUAGAGGCAACGUGCCAUAUUUUAUUGUGCUGCAUCAUAAUUGCAUUUGAAUGUGCAACUCAAAUUAUUCUACAAUUGAGUGUGUGCUGUUAUGAUCGAAGCAUUUCUUUUCAGGACCUAAUAUGAUACAGUAGACUUAGGCAUACAGUUUUGCAUGUGAGUGUAUACAGUAGUUGUAGUAGUCUCGGUGCUUUAAUUGAUUUUAUAGGAUACCAUUAUAGAUGUUUAUUAAUUAGGUAUACGUAAGGGUUUAAGGUUACAAUACAUUCCAUAGGUUUCUUCAUCUUAAAAGUAAAGUAUUGUGUACUCAAAGGACCUCUCCUUACCACUCUAUAAGCCAAAUAGUGAAAAACAGACUGAAGAGCAUGAAUAAAUAUGUUCCAAGAGAGUAGACUCCAAAUGUACAUUUCUGUAUUUAAGUCAUACUAACCUGGCUGUACCCAAAAUUGUCAGGCUUAAAAGGUACUAGUACACAAAAGA
Molecule: messenger RNA, 2575 nt
Organism: Branchiostoma belcheri (Belcher's lancelet)
Lineage: Eukaryota; Metazoa; Chordata; Leptocardii; Amphioxiformes; Branchiostomatidae
Product: aspartic and glutamic acid-rich protein-like
Exons: 8
Coding region: 54-1304 (416 amino acids)
Cellular component (GO): nucleus
Source: RefSeq, a predicted model, not a curated record